Messenger RNA from Uncinocarpus reesii 1704, 1812 nucleotides. RefSeq lists its product as uncharacterized. Gene Ontology annotation, biological process: protein phosphorylation. The transcript has 3 exons. Gene Ontology annotation, cellular component: mitochondrion. Lineage: Eukaryota; Fungi; Ascomycota; Eurotiomycetes; Onygenales; Onygenaceae. The coding region runs from base 1 to 1812 and encodes 603 amino acids. Gene Ontology annotation, molecular function: ATP binding; protein kinase activity. The record is from RefSeq and is a predicted model, not a curated record.
AUGCUCACAGCAUCCCGUGACGAAAUGCGAAAAUCUGUACCCGAGGACGCGAAUAUAAUAGUGAAGGGCUUCUGGCGAAUUUACAUAUUCUUGGAUGAAUACGUCUUUGAGGUUGCUGCAACGGGAUUGCGAUUCUUGCAUCUAGUAGCUAUAUUUGUGCCGGUGAUUGCAGCAGUCCCUGUCAUAUGGUUUGGACGGCGGAUAAAGGAUCAAGACGGUGAGAGGUCCGGAACACUGUGGUGGUAUGAGUUCCUGGUGUCGUCAAUGGAACGUGCAGGACCUGCGUUUAUCAAGUUGGGCCAAUGGGCAGCGUCAAGAUCCGAUAUAUUUCCGCCAGAAUUGUGUGCGUUGAUGUCAUCGCUUCAUUCAAACGCGCCCGCGCAUUCGUUCCGUGUCACGAAACGAACGAUCCGAAAAGCUUUCAACGGACUUCCGUUUGAGGAUAUAUUUGAGGAAUUUGACAAAGAACCAUUAGGCGUGGGUGCCAUUGCGCAGGUUUACAAAGCCAAGCUUCGACCCGACCUUGUGGCAAUAAAUGAGAGGAAUUUAGACGGCCAACCCAUAAAAUUUCGCCAAAAGGUUCGCAAGAACGUUGAUGUUUUAGUUAAGAGCACGCCACAGCGGGUUCCCUCCUCGUAUGUUGCCGUUAAAGUGCUCCACCCUCGAGUCGACAGAAUCGUUCGACGGGAUUUACAAAUCAUGAUGUUUUUCGCACGCGUGAUCGAUGCUAUCCCAACAAUGGGAUGGUUAUCACUUCCUGAUGAAGUCCAGAAAUUUGGCGAGAUGAUGAAACUGCAGCUAGACUUGCGGAUUGAAGCGACGAACUUGUCUAUAUUCCGUGAUCGCUUCAAGUCCAGAACCACCGCCUGGUUCCCCUAUCCUUAUUCAGAAUAUACGACGAGAGAGGUACUUGUUGAGGAGUUUGCACAAGGAAUACCUCUAACGACAUUCCUCAAAAAUGGCGGAGGCGCCUAUGAACGGGAAAUCUCACGUGAAGGCCUUGAUGCCUUCCUGCACAUGCUUCUCAUCGACAACUUCGUUCAUGCCGACCUUCACCCAGGAAAUAUUAUGGUCCGCUUCUACAAACCCGGGCAGCUGGACUUGUCCAUAGGAGGGCGUCACUUUACGUCACAUAGUAAAAAUGCAACUCAUGAUCCACCUGAGGAUGUUCUUUCGAGGCUUGCGGCCCAUCAAACGAACCCCGAUGCCUGGAACCGGGAACUUGCGAAAAUAGACGCCGAAGGCUACAGGCCGCAGAUAAUAUUUAUCGAUACAGGUUUGGUUACCGAGCUUAACAACACCAAUCGGCGCAAUUUUCUUGAUCUAUUCCGUGCUAUCGCCGAGUUUGAUGGUUAUAGAGCGGGUCAUCUCAUGGUUGAACGCUCAAGGCAGCCAGAUACGGUUAUCGAUGCGGAAAUCUUUGCAUUGAAAAUGCAACAUCUAGUUCUUGGUAUCAAAGGUCGAACAUUUGCGUUGGGCAAUGUCAAAAUUGGAGAUGUAUUGAGCCAAGUUUUAUAUCUGGUUCGUGCACACCAUGUGCGACUUGAAGGAGAUUUUGUCAAUGUUGUCAUUUCCAUCUUGCUAUUAGAAGGCAUUGGUAGGAGUUUGGAUCCGGAUCUUGACUUAUUCAAGAGUGCCCUCCCUAUCCUUCGCCAGCUCGGCUCUGGUACAACCCUUCUCAAAUCUGUUCGCGAAGGCGACACCUCCAUGCUGCGUGUCUGGAUGGGACUCGAAGCGCGCAGCUUCGUCCAGGCUAGCGUCAGCAGCGUUGAGUGGUGCGUGAAGUACGACCAGCUUUCUCCAAACAUAUAA